Ustilago hordei is the source of this 921-nucleotide messenger RNA. RefSeq lists its product as uncharacterized. Bases 1 to 921 code for a protein of 306 amino acids. Lineage: Eukaryota; Fungi; Basidiomycota; Ustilaginomycetes; Ustilaginales; Ustilaginaceae. The transcript has a single exon. The record is from RefSeq and is a predicted model, not a curated record.
AUGCUGAAGCCUCGACAAUUGCUAAAAGGCCGGAUCGUGCCUUUCAUCUCAUCGUGGCCGUCGGACCAUGUGCCUUGCUUAGGUGUUUGCAAUCAAGCUCCGCGCCUGGAAUACGUGCUCAAACACACAAAACAUCAUCCACCGGAGCCACUAAAAGCCCACGACGAUGUAGUACGGGAGCUUCAAUCAAUCUUUUCAUCCAUUGCUCCUGACCUCAUCGUCUUACCCCCUCACACGCACGAAUACAAUCAUUUUUGUGUUCUCAGUUCGCACCCUCGAAGCCAACGUCGGCGCAAGCGCGAGCGAGACAUGUUUCAAGAGGCUAUGAAGCAAAAGAGCUCAGCAUCUCCUUUGACGCCUACUAUCAAACGGGCUGUCGGGCUCAAUUUUGCUCAGCACGAUAGAACCGACAGUGUCGUUCGCAUCGACGGCAUAAGCCCGAUUUUCCCGAUCAAAUCUAUUCUUGAAACGCUGCACAAGAGAUACGACGUCAACACCAUCUGGCCAGUCUAUCGCCCCGUCCAUGAGCGUCAGACAGGCUCUCCGCAAUUCUCGGGCACAGUCUAUGCGCUCCUUCCAACGCUCGAGGUUCACUGCGGAGGCUUGUUCGUCCAAACCGCAAAGGAACGACUAAUUGGCGAGCUUAUCCCUUCCGAACACAAUGAUCUUGCUCGCCUCCCCGCCUGCAAUUAUGUGCAAAAAGGCCACGCGGUGGAAGCUCCAUCAAACGAGCUUUUAGACGAUACCUCCACCGUCAGGAAUACUCCAACCCUUCUUCAGAAGCUUCGACCAAAUAGAACCUUGGGCAUCCAUCGCCUGUUUGAGGCUUUCAGCAGCACUUUUGGCAGUUCAGCAGGUUCGACUUCUCGGCAGACUGCUUCCGAUCAACCCCCUCCAAAGAAGGCCAAGACGAUUGCAUAA